Molecule: messenger RNA, 1647 nt
Organism: Sebastes umbrosus (honeycomb rockfish)
Lineage: Eukaryota; Metazoa; Chordata; Actinopteri; Perciformes; Sebastidae
Gene: igfbp7
Product: insulin-like growth factor binding protein 7
Exons: 5
Coding region: 152-946 (264 amino acids)
Biological process (GO): regulation of cell growth; regulation of signal transduction
Cellular component (GO): extracellular region
Molecular function (GO): insulin-like growth factor binding
Source: RefSeq, a predicted model, not a curated record
AGUCAGCAGCUUUAAACAGCUUCUAGUCUGCUGAUCAGAUCAGAGUGUUCAGACCAGUACCCAGUACAGACCAGCACAGCUCAGACCAGCACACUUUAGACCAGUUCAGUUCAGACCAGCUCACUUUAGACCAGAUCUCCAUCAGACCACCAUGAAGUCUGUCUCCGUGUUUCUGUCUCUGGUUCCGGUCCUGUAUCUCCUCUCGGUGCAGGUCUCUGCGGGUCCUAGUUGUGGACCGUGUGACCCGGAUCAGUGUGCCCCCCUCCCGGUGCCGGUCUGCCCGUCUGGGACUCUGCUGGACUCCUGCGGAUGCUGUCCGGUCUGCGCGGCCGCGGCGGGCGAACUGUGCGGCGGCCGCCGCGCGGCAGCGCGCCGCUGCGGAGCCGGUCUGGAGUGCGUCAAGAGCGACGAGGACAAGAAGAAGAAGAUCGGAGUCUGCGUCUGUAAGACCAACUACGAGGUCUGCGGGACCGACGGGACCACAUACCGGACCGGCUGCGACCUGAAGACCGCCAGUCUGACAGCAGAGACACAGGGACAAGAACCCAUCACAGUCCAGAACAAGGGACGCUGUCCUAAAGCUCCCGUCAUCGUCACUCCUCCAGGUGAGGUGUACAACGUGAGCGGCUCUCAGGUGUACCUGAGCUGUGAGGCGGUGGGCGUGCCCACACCCGUCCUCACCUGGAAGAGGGUCAUCGGUGGGAAGAGGAGGAUGGAGCUCCUUCCUGGAGACAGAGACAACCUGGCCAUUCAAACCAGAGGAGGACCAGAGAAACAUGAAGUGACCGGCUGGGUGCUGAUCUCCCCUCUGACCAAAGAAGAAGAAGGAUCCUACGAGUGUCACGCCGCCAACUCCAAAGGAGAAGCUUCAGCUGUCGGAGCGAUUCACGUGGUCGAGUCCAUCGAUGACAUCGUCAAGAAAGUGACGAAGGAAGACGAGCUGUGAUCAGCUGAUCAGAGAUCGGUGAAGACGAUGAUGUCACAUCAAACAGCUGAAAUGACGUUUUUUAAACUUUCAGUGAAAUUAUCUGAUUAUUUUUCUUCUUCAUGUUUUUUCAUGUAGUUCUGGAUUAAAAAAACACAUUUAUUUUGAAAUUAAGUUCAUAUUUUGUUCAGUUUUCUUGAGUUUAACGACUUAGUUUCAAUUAUAAAAGUUAUAAAAUAGAUUUAAAUCCUCUGUGUUUUUCUUUGUGGAUUCAAAGUUUUAGUUUAACUUUCUUUAUUUUAGCAUUUUAUAUAUUUUUUAAUCAUUUAUUAUCAUUUUCUUUUCUGAACAGAUAACUGAAAUCAAUCAGGCUUUUAUUUUGGAAAAACAUGAAUCUGAUCACAGCCAGAGUUAAACUGUGGGUUACCAUAGCAACAGUAGUGAUGCAGGUCACCCUGGCAACAGCACUGAUGCAGGUGAUGCAUUCAUCAUUUAUUAUUUCUUAUGUAAAAUAAAAAUCAGUUUAAUGAACCAGAUUUUCAUCUGUAGAGAUCAGUUCUCUGAUCAGUUUAUAAGAACACAACAAUAUAACUAUUGAUCAGUUCAGGUCAGUGUAUUACGUUUAUUUUGUUUAAUGAACUCUGAGCUUCACAGUUUGUUGAUGGAAAUUGAAAUUAUUUUUCUGUUUUUCUCUGAAUAAAAUAAAGUAUCUUUACCUGUAA